AUGCUCAACGGGACCCGGCAGCGCGAGCACGACGACGAGGACGGUGGACAGGACGCUGGGAAGAGGCUGAACGUGCAGCAGGCGGAUCAGGGCCCGGGUCACUACGACAUCUACGCCCUCCCCUCCUUCAUCCCCCCUUCUCCCCUCCUCCAAUCCCCCUCAACCUUCUACCAAUCCUGCUCCUUCAUCAUCGUCAACCGCGUCGCCGGGCUCCAGACCGGCCUCGGCAUCCGCAUCGGCCUGUCCGCUUCUCCAGCCGCGCCGAACCUCCUCGCCGCGACGACAGAUCCGGGAUUCUUCCUCCCUCGAGAGACGGGGUAUGAUGCGUCCAAGGCGGUACUGCUGGGCUGGGUUGAGGAGGAGCGGCUAGCGGAAUUGGAGGAGAUCGUGCGGAGUUGUGAAGUGCCGUUUGUGCAGGAUCCGCCGAGAGGGGGAGAGGUGCUCGAGUGGCUUUUGGGCGUCGGGCGACGACUAGAAUACGAGGGAAUACUGUCCAACCCGGAGUUGUUGCUCAGCGAUGUCCUCCAGCAACGAUAG
This is a messenger RNA of Rhodotorula toruloides NP11, 537 nucleotides long. RefSeq lists its product as uncharacterized. Lineage: Eukaryota; Fungi; Basidiomycota; Microbotryomycetes; Sporidiobolales; Sporidiobolaceae. The record is from RefSeq and is a predicted model, not a curated record. The transcript is spliced from 2 exons. Bases 1 to 537 code for a protein of 178 amino acids.